This is a messenger RNA of Hordeum vulgare subsp. vulgare (domesticated barley), 1341 nucleotides long. RefSeq names its product heptahelical transmembrane protein 4-like. The coding region runs from base 40 to 1212 and encodes 390 amino acids. The record is from RefSeq and is a predicted model, not a curated record. Gene Ontology annotation, cellular component: membrane. The transcript is spliced from 2 exons. Gene Ontology annotation, molecular function: signaling receptor activity. NCBI's taxonomy places the organism in Eukaryota, Viridiplantae, Streptophyta, Magnoliopsida, Poales, Poaceae.
UCGAGGAUUUUCAAAGCCAGCUACUGAAAGCCCGGGGGAAUGGCUUCCACGGUGACACUGCUGAGGAAGACGGCCACCAUACGGAUGAGCGACGUCGCCGCCGUGGCUUCACCAGCGACGACGAUGAAGUCGCUUUUAAUGGAGGGAGGCAAUGGCGGCGGCGGCGGCGGCAACGUGGCGAAGCGGUGCUGCGAGCGCAAGUGCGAGCUCGUCGGCUACGACGCGCUCCCGGCCUUCCUGCAGCACAACGAGUUCAUCCUCCACUACUACCGCAGCGAGUGGCCCCUCAAGGAGGCGCUCCUCAGCGCCUUCGCCCUCCACAACGAGACCAUCAACGUCUGGACGCAUUUGAUCGGCUUCUUCGUGUUCCUCGCGCUCACCGUGUGCGCCGCCACGAUGGUCCCCAUGGAAACCAGCGUACCCCACUCGGUGACAUCCACGGGCCUGGCAAACUGCACCGGCAAGGGCAAUCACAGGGUGCUCAUGACCUCGUACAGCACCAGCGGAGCGGCCGUGGCAAUGCAGGCGCUGAUACGCCGCAACGUGUCCAUCUACGUCGAGCCGGAGCUCACGGCAGCGGUGGUGCUGUCGUCGUCGGGGGAGCACGGUCCGGUCGAGCGGUGGCCGUUCUACACGUACCUGUGCGGCACCAUGUUCUGCCUGCUGAUGAGCAGCGGGUGCCACCUGCUGGCGUGCCACUCGGAGCACGCCAGCUACGUGCUGCUCCGCCUCGACUACGCCGGCAUCACCGGACUCAUCGUCACCUCCUUCUACCCGCUCGUCUACUACACCUUCCUCUGCGACCCCUUCUCCCGGACGCUCUACCUCGGCUCCAUCACCGUCUUCGGCGCCGCCGCGGUGGCCGUGUCGCUGCUGCCGGUCUUCGAGGCGCCCGAGCUGAGGUGGGCGCGCGCCGCGCUGUUCGUGUGCAUGGGCGCGUCCGGCCUCGUGCCCAUCGUGCAUAAGAUGCUCGUGUUCGGCGCACGACCCGAGGCGGUGGUCACCACGGGAUACGAGGUGGCCAUGGGGGUGUUCUACCUGGCCGGCGUGGUGGUGUACGCCACGAGGGUGCCGGAGAGGUGGAUGCCGGGCAGGUUUGACCUCGUCGGGCACAGCCACCAGUUGUUCCACGCGCUUGUCAUCGCCGGUGCUUACGCGCACUACCAUGCCGGCCUAGUUUACUUGAGUUGGAGGGACAUGGACAAGUGCUGACUGCUGUCGUUCACGUCUGCUAAGACAAAGAAUUUUGACGAAAGAAGUUCUAGUGCUACAAGAAUUAUGGUGUUAUUGAGCUACACAAACCUAUGCCAGACCAAGAACAGAACAUUUUUUUUUCACGAA